UCCUGUUUGGGUCGGAGCCGAAGCUCCCCGUCUUCUCCUCCAAGAGAAAGAGUUCGUUGAAAAUUUCGCACUAAUUCUGAUCACUUUAUCUCGCUGCCCCCCAUUUCUCGCCGAGCACAGCUUCACAGGAAUUUUCUUUUUUAAUCGUUUUUUGUUUCCUCUUCGGUCUCGAGAAGCCCUAACCCUAGCUCCAGGAAGCGCGGGAAACCCUAACCCCAAUUACUCCGAAAUCGACGGAAGAUCGCCAUUUGGGGGAAUACGAGUAGCUCCACUGCCUUGGACGGGUUUAACUACGGAAUCUGCUUCACGGAUCGCAGGGGAGAGUGUUUAACAGAAGGAAAACAGUCUGCGCAGCUGGGGUUCCACUCCUGUGGUGAUUUUUGCUGCUCGAUCAAGAAGCUGUCGAAGCUCUCAAUUCUCAUAGAUUUGGACAUGUUUCAAACCAAAGAGAAAAUAGAAUAGACAGCUCACAAUUGGCCAAUGUAAGCUAUUUCUUCUAUGUCUGGGAAUGAAAUUACUGGCAUCCACAACUUCUUUGAAGAAAACAGCAGUCAUCAAUCUCAGGUAGUAGGUUCUGGUCAUAUCGCUUCUAAUACCAAUCCAUGGAUUGGUGCCCAGGCGAUGAGUGGAGUGGUCCCAUCUUCUGAUACAGAUUCUAAUCAGGGAAAUGUUAGGCUACCUUUUCAGACGCCUUUUAGCAUAGGUUUAUCACAGUUCUCUCUGAAGCAACAUAUCAAUAGAAGCCAAAGUAAAAACCAACAGUUAAACUUAAAUGAGUUGAUGCAUGUUUCAAACGCUCUCCAGGGAAGGUCUGGCCUGGGUAAGUUUCAGCAGGACGGAGUGAUUCCUGAUAAUCUUAGUUUAAUGCAGAGAGGCUUACCUAAUUUUGGAUCUCAAGAGGGAAAUUCUCCUGGCUAUGGUUCUGGCUUUCCUGGAAGUUUGGAAAAACCAGAAGCAUCAACAUCCCCAGUUAGUUUUGACUUUCUUGGUGGCCAUCAGCAGCUUAGUGGUCAACAUCCUGGAAUUUCGCAGCCUCACCAAAUGCAGCAGCAAGGUUCUAAUGACAUGCAUUGGAAGCAGCACCUGAUUGCCAUGCAAAUGCAAGAGAUUCAACGGCAGCAACAUCUUCAGCAGCUACAUGUUGGAGCGAGGCAGCACAAUUCUUUUAACCAGAUGUAUGGAACAACAGGCCAAGGUGCUACUGAUGAAUUGCCUGGUAUGCUGAGUGGCUUGCCCAUUGCAAAUGCAGUCAAUUUCAUGCCAGGCGAGCUCCUGGGAUCUCAAUCAAAGCCGCCGAACAGUUCUCAAAUGUUUAUUCCUGGAAACAUUAACUGGACACAGCGCAACAUACCUUUGAUGCAAGGUAUUCCAAAUGGGCUUAUGUAUUCACAUGACCAGGUUCAGUCUAUGCAUUCAAUGGGAUUUGUUCCUCGCCAAUUAGAUCAAUCUUUGCAUGGAACUCCUGUUUCUGGUAGCACGGGAUCUCUGAACCAUUACUUCCAGUUACAAGGUAUGUCUAAUGAUAUCACCCCAGUUGACUUGAUGUCAAAAUUAGGUGACAACAAUGCAGAAAGGACAUCAGUGCAAUCAUCCGCACAGAAUGUCUUCCGCAAUGAUCAGCGUCCUAUUUCAAAUCAAUGUUACUCAGGUGCUAGUUUUGUUGCAGGAAGGCAGGGUGCUCAAGGAAGAACUCUGUUUGGUAAUGCUUUAGUCCAGAGUACGGACUGUGGUGCUGUUUCGGGAAGCAUUCAUCAAUCAAAUCACUUGGUAGAAAGCGUACAAGUUCAGGAAUUUCAAGACGGACAGGUACAAACGGAUUGGUUGGGUAAGUCUCAUGACAGCAUCACAUCACAUAUUGCCCCUUCUCAUGCCACUACUAGUCUGGAUCCAACUGAAGAAAAAAUCCUGUUUGGCGUUGAUGAUAAUGCCAAUUGGGAUGUUUCUCUUGGGGGGAGUAGCAAUAGAGUUGCAGGAACUUAUCUGAAUGGAUAUCCCAUGCAGAAUAAUGACUGCCUCAAUGUAUUUCCCUCACAUCAGAGUGGGACUUGGAGUGCUCUAGUGCAGGAGGCAUUAGAGGUUUCCAGCAGUGACACGGGCCAACUUGAGGAGUGGAGUGGACUGAGUCUUCAGAAGGCAGAACCACAAGCAGGAAAUCAUUUGGUUUUGUUGAGUGAUAAUGACAGGCAAAAUGCUGUAAGUGAUGCUGAAAACAACUUGCAUGAUGCACCGAGAUCGAAGCCUUUUUUGUCGAGUGAUAGUACUGCCAGACAAAGCUUCCAUUCUGCACGUAGUUCUCAGCAACCCAUCAAAUACUCGUAUGAACAAAAUGAAAGGUUAGAAACUGGUCAUUCUAUCCAAUCUGUUCAGCAAUUAUCAACAGAAACAAAUGAUGUACAGUUUGCACAAAAUUAUCAGCCAUACAAUUUCAUAGGGAAUAGUUUUCAAGAGAGACAACAACAUCUAAAUGCUCCUAAUGAUGUUUGGGUAGUCCAGGGGCACCAGCAAGCUAUGCAACACUUGGAUUCUGCAGAAACGGGAUCAAAUCCUCAGGGAAUGCAGCAUUCAUGGAUCCACCAACAGAAGAUGCCUUUUUACAAUAUGAAUAGCCAGUUCAGUAACAAACUAAGUAAUUGGGGCAUAGAAUCACCAUCUUCUAGUGGAAGUCGUAACUUUAAAAAUGAUGAUAAUGGUGACCCGAAUCAAUAUGCUCGAAGCAAUGACAUAAACACUGCAAUACAUAUCGAAAGGACUCAUGCUAGAAGCUUGGGAAAGGUUGGUGAAAGCAAAGAAGCUGUGUCCUUGAGCUCACUUGGAGGAUCGGAGUCAGUUAAAUCUGAAACUAAUAACCAAAAGAUCCCUGAUGAACAUUCCUAUGUUGCUAACCUUGCCGAUUUUAUGAAUCCCGGCGCAUUUAGAUCAAACAUAGCAACGAAUCAACAGCUGCUUAGUAGACAGAGAGUGCAUCCUAUUAAACAUGUUGCUGGCCAUCCGAUCAUAAAAGAUAAAGAAGCAGAUCAAGUUAAAGACCAGAAACCGCCGAGCACUUGUCCACAAGACUGGGAUGCAUCUCCAGGUUACAUUAACAAAACAUCUGGUGAAGCACAUGGCCGUGCAUUUAGUCAGUUGAGCACUGGUCAUGGCAUUGAUGAUGGACGAAAUGAGGGAGAUGAUUCUUUUUUAGAUCGAAAUGGUCAUUUGCGUUUAGUCAGCGGUGGCCAAAAGUUUACAGAUCAGUCUUUGGGCUCUCAGAGGUUUCAAUUUCAUCCCAUGGGAAAUCUUGAGAUUAACAUGGAAACAGCUAAUCAGGAAAGCCAUAAAUCACAUUCUCAUGCUCCUGCUCAUCCCACUGUUUGGGGAUUGAAUAAUCAAGAGAAAGAAAAUUUUAGAAACUCUCAGUUGAUUGGCCAUGUGGCUUCAACUAAUUCUGUUGAUAUGGGAAAGGAUUGCUAUAUUGAUCCCCAAAAAAAAUCAACUUUAGCAGAGUUGCCACAUACGGGAACAUUUUCUAGGAAUAAUCCAGCUAUACCAUCUUUCAGUGCAACGACGGCUCACUUCUUUCAAGAAAACAGAACCGGUCUUCAUAGUCAAAAUGCUCACAUGCUUUUUGACAAGUCGGAUCAAUCAGACGACUGUACUCGUGCUGCCAGACAGAACAAUCCUGAAAACGGCUCGUCUUCUGGUAUGCCCGAGGUAGUUGCUUCCGAUCGGCCAACAUCUCAUUUGCAACAUAUCCAAGCAAAUCACCUACAAGGCUCUGGUUUGAAAUUGACUCAUUCAUCUCAGAGGCAGUCCGUGGCUGGCAAUCCCUUGCUCAUGCAUACACCAGCUGAAGAUACACAUCAGGCAUGGUCAUCAUCCACCACUUCAGCUGUAGCUCUGCCAACCAUUCAUGAAACCAGUCAAUGCGAAAACUUGGAUUAUAAAACAGUCAUGUCUCAAGCCAGAAAUGAUGCCUUGUAUUCAUCUACUAAAGGGAACUCAUUGGGGAUGCUAAAUAGCAUAAGAAAUCAGCCUCUACUUCAGCAACAGAGCAUAUCUUACCCAUCUAGACAGGCACAGUUUGAGCAGUCCGUGAAUCAAUCAUUUGGUAACAAAGUGAAUGCUGAUGGCCAUCCCAAACAUCUUCAUCCUUCACAGGCACAGGACCAUCAUGAUAUAUCUCUAGCUAAUCAAACUUCUCAGGCAUUGUUUCCAGGUAUGCCUGGUAAAGUUCCUGCUGCUAGACUCGCUUCUUUUCCUGGCAAUGGUGCAGCUUUACCUUCACAUUUAUACUCUCAAGAAAGCGGAAAUUCUGAUAUGAUAAAUGCUAGCUCUGAUAGAAGAAAUGCAAGCCAACUUCUCCAAGUGACAGAAACUGUGCCCUCUAAUAAUCCUUCAGUUGCUUCAGUUACUUCGCAGCAAGGUCACUUUUCUAAAUUUUUCAGUAAUGCAUGGAGAAAUGCAGCCGCUCAGCGAACUUCUGGAUUACAGCCUCAGAAGCUCCCUUCUAAUUUACUUCAGUCCUUGAAUCCCUUACAGCCCCCACAUCAGGAUGAUCAACGUGCAAAUAAGGGAGUAAAUGCUUCAUCUGAGAUAGGCACUUGCUCUAUUAAUUCGCAGCAAUUUGCCUAUGGAGAAGAAAAUCCACUAAAAGGUGCAAAAUCAGAGCAAAAACAUUCAGUGGGUGUGGACGCACCUCCUAAAGUGGCCAGUGCAUCUGAGAUGCAGGAGCAAGAAUCCAAAAAUACCUCAAAUAAAGGUUCUGCUCUUUCUAUUUCUACUUCUGAUCUCUUGAUUAAGCAGGACGAGAAAAAGGGAAAGUAUGACAAUCAGAGGGAAAAAGUGACCUUUCCAACUAUUUUGCCGUCGAUGAGUGAACUUCAAACACAUAGUUACUCUUUGUUGCAGCAAAUGGAAGCCAUGAAGGGAACUGACUCUGCUUGCAGAGGAUCAGAUGCUGGUUCACAGCCCAGUGAUUUGAAAAUGCUAAGCUUUUCUUCCAGGGAGAUUGAAGAGAAAAGUGGCAAUGCAUCUAAUCACCUUAUUAGUGGAGAGCUGGCAUCUUGCAGGCCAACUUCCUUUCCCAGGCAGCAUGAUCUACAAAAUGGUUCUCUCAGUAGUUCUAUGCACAAUCUUACUGGGAUGAAUGAGCGCCACUUGAUUAAUCCUCAAAUGGCUCCAUUUUGGUUUGAUCAAUAUGGAAACUAUAAGGAUAUUCGGACUUCGGGAAUGUCUGACAGCCUUGGGAGUUCUCAGAGAAGCACCAAGGCUGUUGGUCAGCAUUACUUUUUCUCAAAAACAUCUGAGCAAAUGGAUAAUGAUGUCAUGAUGAAAAGGAGAGGUGAUAGUAUCUCGGAGAAUUCAUCACCUAGUGCUGUGGCUGCAGAUUUUCGUUCAUCUUCUCAUUUAAAAGUAAUGGUUACUGAUGAAAUUUUGGUUCCAUUAAGAAAGAAGCGGAAAAUUGCAGCAUCAGAUCUGCUUCCAUGGCACAAGGAGGUUACACGAACUUCACAAAGCUUGCAAAGUUUCAGCUUGGCUAAGAGGGAAUGGGCCCUGGCUACCAAUAGGCUGAUUGAGAAGAUUGAAGAUGAUACCGAAGCUAUGGAUGAUGUUUCAUCAAUUGGUCGACCUAAGAGGAGGCUCAUCUUUACAACUCAGCUGAUACAGCAACUCUUUUCUCCAGUACCUACCAAAUUUCUUUUUCAGGAUUCCAUGAUGUCCUAUGAGAAGGUGAUUUAUUACCUUGCUAAACUAACACUUGGAGAAGCAUGCAGCCUGAUCUCUGGAAGUGAUUCUGGAUUGCAAUUAGAAAGUAGGGACAUGAUAUCAGAAAAUAAUAAUACACUCAAGAAGAAGCGAGAAGAAUUUUUCUCAAAUAUUGUGGAUAAUUUCAUUGUGAGCUUGCGGAAGCUUCAGAGUAACUUUUUGAGGUUGGAAGGUGGCUCCUCAGUUGUUGAUUUUAGAAUGGAAUGUCAGGAUGUGGAGAGAGCUUCCAUCAUAAACCGGUUUGCAAAAUUCCAUGGCCGUGGUCCUUCAGAUGGGAUGGAGGGCUCCACCUCGGAAAUGGCUCCCCGUCGAUCAUUUCCACAGAGAAAUGUGACUGUUUUACCAAUGCCUAAAAAUCUGCCGGAUGGGGUGGUAUGCCUUUCACUCUGAAUUCAAGGCGUAAUUCUACUGUUGCAGUUUCAAUCACUCACCAGAUUUAGGCCUCCCCCUUUUGCUAUGCUGUAAUACCUUCCAAUAUAGUACAAGCAGAACAUGAGCCAAAAGCUGCUCGGGGAGUACUAAUUACAUCUUCUUCACUGGAGAAAAGCCUGAGGCAACCACGUGGGUUUGGAAGGACAGCUUUCAUCCUUCGGUGUCUUAAUAUCCUCUUUUUUGCCCCAGUACAGUUUCCUUCUGUAAAUUCUUGAAAUUCCAAAAAGAAAAAAAAUAGGGAUUCUAUGCUUCCUUAUCAUUUUUCACAAAAUGGAGAUGAGGGCUUUUAGCAUAUAUUCUUUUGUUUUUAUGAGAAAUGAUCGAGAUAUUCAGGUUGUAGCCUAAAGUGAACAGAUUCCCUAUGGUCCUUUUAGCAUCCGAUUCUGGUAACUAGUCAGGAAAUAUUAAUCAUGUUGUUCUAAAUAUUAAGAUGAUUCUCUUCUCCACUUACGGAGUUUUUGUUUUAAAAAGAUGUGCAGAUGUGUGCAGGCUGAAAGGGGGGUUUUCAAAUUCUAGGUUUUUU
This is a messenger RNA of Phalaenopsis equestris, 6700 nucleotides long. RefSeq lists its product as uncharacterized. Lineage: Eukaryota; Viridiplantae; Streptophyta; Magnoliopsida; Asparagales; Orchidaceae. Bases 499 to 6135 code for a protein of 1878 amino acids. The transcript is spliced from 9 exons. The record is from RefSeq and is a predicted model, not a curated record.